CUUGAGACAAACAACAUCAGUUGGCCUAUCUUCAGCACCUGCUUUGAAAUAGCCAUUGCAGCAAAAGAUAAGUGGGGGCACUUUAAUAGUCUUACACCUCACCCAAGUUAUACUCAUCAUAUCACUGAGGAGCAGGCUAUUGAAAUCUGCCAAUGGGACAAGGAUAAGGCUGUGGCACAAUUCUUAAUGUCUCAGCAUGUUCAUGAUGGUACACUGUAUUUGGUUCAUCAUGUGACUACAGUUGCCAAACAAUGGACAGAGGUCAUCAAAUAUUAUACUGAAAAGGGAGCAUAUGCUCAAACCAGCUGUUAGACAUAGGAAUAGUACAAUACAAACACAUUCACUUACCUAUUUGAUAUUUCUUUCUUUUUCAGCAUGUCACACUAUUCUGCACAUCUCAGCUUUCAACC
This is a messenger RNA of Guyanagaster necrorhizus, 410 nucleotides long. RefSeq lists its product as uncharacterized. The annotation marks the transcript as partial. The transcript has a single exon. Lineage: Eukaryota; Fungi; Basidiomycota; Agaricomycetes; Agaricales; Physalacriaceae. The record is from RefSeq and is a predicted model, not a curated record.